Messenger RNA from Rhizopus microsporus ATCC 52813, 1259 nucleotides. RefSeq names its product S-adenosyl-L-methionine-dependent methyltransferase. The transcript has 4 exons. Gene Ontology annotation, molecular function: methyltransferase activity. Lineage: Eukaryota; Fungi; Mucoromycota; Mucoromycetes; Mucorales; Rhizopodaceae. Bases 38 to 994 code for a protein of 318 amino acids. The record is from RefSeq and is a predicted model, not a curated record.
UUUCUUUCUUUUUCUUUUUUUCUUUCUUUCUUACUUUAUGGGCAACCAAGUCUCUUCAAAAAAAAGGUCUAAUGAGAAAUCGAGUAGAAGUCUUGUGUCAUUAACAGAAAGUUCCAACAACAUUUCAACAUCCUCUUCAUGUCAACCAAAAUUUCCAAUAGAAUAUGCUUAUCCACAUAAUAAAGAGGAAGCCAAUCGUCAGCAGAGUCAACACUAUCUAUUAAAACAUUUAUUUCAAGGAAGUUACUUUGCGCCAGUAGAGGAAGCACUUUCAAACCCUGGAAGUAAAGCACUAGAUGUUGGAUGUGGCGCACACGCUACAUGGAUACUAGAUAUGGCAAUUGAUUUCCCAAACUGCCAGUUUUAUGGCUUUGAUAUAGCUGAACCCAUUCAUUUAAGUGAAAUAGAGUUAAUACAUAUGCCAGUUAAUUGCCACAUUGAAAAGGCAGAUUUAUUUGAUGGAUUUAACUAUGAAUCAAACACAUUUGAUUAUGUUCAUCAAAGAAUGAUGUAUAUUGUAUAUCCCUCAGAUAAAAUACCUUGGAUGUUUCAAGAAAUAUUACGUGUUACUAAACCAAAUGGGUGGGUUGAACUUAUAGAACCUGAUGUUAUACCAAAAAGAGCUGGCCCUCUUUUUUCUAAAUUCAUAAAAGCAUUACAACAAUUUCUUAGGGAUAGACUAGGCCACGUACUUCAAGGAAGGAAUCUCGUCAACCUUAUGAUUGAAGCUGGUUUUAGAGAAGUAAAAUCUGAUUAUGGUUCACUUCCGUUAUGCUGGGGAGGUUAUAUAGGCAAAUUGUUUUAUGAGGAUAUGUUGGUCGUAUUUCAACAUCUUGGCCCCAGCUUAUAUGAAUAUAUGGGAUUGGAUGGAGAAUACAAUAAAGACAGCUAUGAAGCAUUAUUAGACACAGCAUUUGACGAGUGUGUGGAAUAUCAAACUUUCUUUAAUGUUCGAUGGGCUUAUGGCAAAAAAGUUGUAUCUUCUGCAGCAUAACAACGACAAUAACAACAAGAAUAAUAACCAUCAAAACUAUAGAUUCCUUCCUUUACUUUACAUUCCUUUUUUCUUCUUCCUUAUUUUUAUAGACAACUGUAGAUACGUUACAACUAAAAACUUUUUUAUAUAAUAAUAAUACAUGCUUUUUUUUUUUAUUAUUUCGUUCUGAGCUCCAAAGGUUAAGCCGGUGCCUUGGAUCUUGAUCUGAAUCGCUUUUCCACAAUGGGAAAUAAUCUGUGUGAAGCUUACAUACUCAGCCCAG